This is a messenger RNA of Dimorphilus gyrociliatus, 1978 nucleotides long. The record is from the annotation of a GenBank genome assembly. Lineage: Eukaryota; Metazoa; Annelida; Polychaeta; Dinophilidae.
UAGAUAAUCCAAUAAAAAAUCGAUAAACAUUCUAAGGAUUAAAGCAUUAAACGGCUAAUUAACAAUAAGGUGUAAUUGUAAAAUUACGAAAGGAAGGUAAUACUUGAAAAUGCUGAAAUACCACUUUCUACACAAUAACCUGAUACUUAUAGGUGAAGAUAGUCGUAACGAUCGAAAUAUAAGAACAAGUCACAAUUAGUCACUUCUUCUAUCCUCUUGUGAAAAGGAUACAAGGGCUUUUAACUUUCUAUUAACUUCCCUAUAUAUGAAAGAAAAGUCUUUGAGAAGAUUUUCUCAAAUAUUAUAGAUGUGUAUAGGACUUUAAAACUUAUUGUCUCUUUAAUAUUUUAUUCAAAUCAUAUUAUCAGAUAGUAGUAGCUACAAUUUGGAUACUAUAAACCAGAAAUUCACUAAACAGUCACUUAAUUCGUACCUUUUGCUGAUUGGUUAAUUGUUGCCCCAGUGCGAUAGUUGAUUGGCCGAAUAUGGACCUCUUAAGUGAAUACAUUUUAGGGAAUUUAUCACAACAAUCCCAAUAAUAUGUCGGGAGGGUUCCUAAUUAAGAGAAUUCUCAGUGAUGAGAGGAAACAACAAGACGAUGAAAUUAUUGAUGUCGUAUCCACAGAGGAAAAUCUUAACGGUAAGAUUUAUUUUAAGGCCAUUAAAUCGAGUGAAACUAUUUCUGAUUUAAAAAGUUACUAAUGCGUCCCAAAAGACUAAAAUAAAAUUAAACCAGCAUUAAACCUUCAUGUCAACUCAACCUAUAUUAAUGUUCUGUAGAUUUCAACAUGGGAAAAGAAAAUCCAGAUUAUUCCGGAAUUCGUCAGGAAUUUUGGUCAGCUUGUUGGAAUGUUUCAAGACUGUCAUUGCUCUCUUAUCCAAAACUUUUUUCCAAUCUCAUGUAUCCAACAGCAUUAAAGACCAUUAAAGAAUCAUCAACAAUGCAAAAUUCCACAAAGUAUCCAUGCGAUGGCUGCGGAAAGCUCUACGUUACCUUCAACGGCUUGUCAAGACAUAAACAAUUUCAUUGUCAUGCUUAUUUUGGAAAACCUGAAUUUGUAUGCAAACAGUGUAAAAAGACUUAUUCUUCGGCUGGAGCUUUGAAAAUGCAUAUUAGGACUCACACUCUUCCAUGUAAGUGCCCAUUUUGCGAAAAAGCUUUCUCGAGACCCUGGCUUCUACAAGGUCAUAUUCGAACACACACUGGAGAAAAACCGUUUAGCUGUAAUGAAUGUGGCAGGGCUUUUGCAGAUCGGUCAAAUCUUAGAGCUCAUGUAAAAACUCAUUCAGUUGCUAAAGAAUAUGCCUGUUCAUGCUUAAAGACUUUUUCCAGAAUGUCUCUAUUAACGAAGCAUAAAAGGGGUAAUUCGUGUCAGUGAAAAUUUAUACUCGCUAUAAUAAAUAAAUAAGAAUAUAUAUAUAUAUAUAUUUGCAUAUAUACUGUAUAAAUUAUUUUAUAUAUAUAGUUUUAUUAAACCCAGAUUAUGGAAUUAUUGUUUCAUUGUUAAACUAUCAAAAGAUUAUUUAGAAUGUUCGAAAGAAAAAACCUUCCUUCGUCAUCUUUCUAGUGAGAUUUUCAGUCAAUCAUAUAUUUAAUUACGAUAAUGAUUAAUAUAACUAAAAUUAAUUAGUUGUAUUAGGUAUGAACAUAAUGUAUACAAGCGUUAAUCAACCUUUCUUUCCGGAUAAUUUGAAUUUUGAAAAAUUUUACUUAGUAUUUUAUUAUAAUUCCGCUAUACCUUUUCUCUUGACAAGACCAUAUGCAAUUUUUAUUUGCUGCUUCUGUGAUCUUGUAAGUGCUCCUGUAUUAAUGGGUGAUUAGCUUAUCCUCAUCUGAAAGAAAUGUGAAUCUACCUUAUUCAAAUAAUUAAUCCACUUGUUUUGUAGAAUAUUCGAGAGACAAAUGAAAAAUUUAUUAAAUUUGGAUGACAUUCUCAAAUAUCUUUAUUGUUAUCGUAGCAAACUGACUAAAUAUAAA